Molecule: messenger RNA, 18183 nt
Organism: Oryctolagus cuniculus (rabbit)
Lineage: Eukaryota; Metazoa; Chordata; Mammalia; Lagomorpha; Leporidae
Source: RefSeq, a predicted model, not a curated record
GCGGGGCUUGCGGCCCGCCGUGUUGACGAGUCGCCUAGCAACGGAGAGGCCCACCUUUGGAAGCUUGUUGCAGCUCUAGCCACGGUCCUGCCCUCUUCCCGCCCCUCGCCUCCCUAAACUCCCUUCACCUAGGAGCUGCCAAACAUCGGGAUCGACCUGGGCACCACGAGGGGUUGAAAUUCUACCAUUUACGCGCCUUUCCACAUUGUUCCCGACCUCCUGCUCACAGCCGUAAAACCCACUGACUGUUUGACUACACUUUUGUAGGAGAACAAGACACUUUCUAGGAAGAUGGUGGCAGAAAAAGAGACCCUGAGCUUAAGCAAAUGCCCAGACAAGAUGCCGAAGAGGACCAAGCUGCUGGCGCAACAGCCGCUCCCGGUGCACCAGCCUCACGCCCUGGUGUCUGAGGGCUUCACGGUCAAAGCCAUGAUGAAAAACUCAGUCGUGAGAGGCCCUCCAACUGCCGGGGCAUUUAAAGAAAGACCAACCAAGCCUACAGCAUUUCGAAAAUUUUAUGAGCGAGGAGACUUCCCAAUUGCCCUUGAGCAUGAUUCGAAAGGAAACAAAAUAGCCUGGAAGGUAGAAAUCGAGAAGCUGGAUUACCAUCAUUAUCUGCCUCUGUUUUUUGAUGGGCUUUGUGAAAUGACAUUUCCCUAUGAGUUUUUUGCUCGGCAAGGAAUCCACGACAUGCUGGAACACGGGGGGAACAAGAUUCUACCUGUCAUUCCACAGCUCAUUAUCCCGAUAAAAAACGCCUUGAACCUCCGAAAUCGACAGGUCAUCUGUGUCACACUCAAAGUCCUCCAGCAUCUGGUCGUGUCGGCUGAGAUGGUGGGUGAGGCUUUGGUACCCUACUACCGUCAAAUCCUCCCCAUCAUGAACAUCUUUAAGAAUAUGAAUGCGCAGACUCUGGGAAUCCCUCGACCGUUGCUUCAAGGCAGAGAUCACAAACCCUUUUCAGAGCCGUGAAUCCCCAGCAUUCCUCCUGCCGCGCACGGCCCAUUAACAGUGGAAGCUCCAGAGGGGACAGGGUGAGCCAGGAGUUCUGCUUGGCUGCUUCAGGGAGAGCCAGUGUUUUGCAGUCUAGCGAACUAAUUGCGCACUCCUGAUGAGAUCAUUAGAGGACAAUAAAGGAAAAUGGAAACAGUUUGCAAUAUGUGUAGGCAAAUUUCCAUAUAGGAUCAUUUUUGUUUUGCUUAAAUGCUGGGUACAGACUUUCUGUCAUGAGCUGGGUUCGUUCUGAUUUUUAAUGUGCAGCUUGCAGCUUAACCUUCAAGCACACAGUGAGUCAGGCUGGUUUGUGCCUGUGCGCACACAGGCGAUAGUGACAGUGUGCUGCUCACACAGGAGAGAGGGUGCUGGGACUCCUGCCCCAUGUGUUUCCUUCAUCCACCUAAUUCUGGAAAAUCACGCGAGAGAGUUCUAUUUUACCUGCAUUUUUGUAUUAAGUUGCUGCUUUCAGAAUUGUUUCAAUUUACUCAGCAGGCAAUUUUAGGUAAUAUAUUUUAAAAUACAAAAAUAAUGAAUUUUGUCAUGGUUUCCAGUGUAGUCAUAUGAAUUCUAGGAGUUUCUAGGAGGGGAGCUUUGUGCAUCAGUUUGGAUCCCGUAUCACUUUGGCAAUCUGAAGCACCCAAAAUGAAUCAGACAACCUGGAUGGAUGACUCCAAUUAAAUACAAGGGAAGUCAAUAAAGAUAAAUGCAAGCUACCGUGUUGAACAGUAAUAAUCCUAUAAAUACACAAUAAGAAAGAAAACCAAUCACAUCUGGUAUGGGGGAAAGAUGAGGAGUUCUGAUAAGUGAAAACUGAGUGCAAUUGGGAAAACAGCCAACUGCUUUCUAACCUAUCAGUACAAUUGCUAUCGAGCAUAAGGUGCCUGGAGUAAUUCUGCCUCAAAACAGCAAGCCCUCAGCUACAGCACAAGGCUCCAAACACUGAACACAACUUAGGGGAAAAGAACUGAUUUCUAACGAUGGUCAACCCCAAAAGGCCUUGGGUGGCAGAACAGCGGAGACUGUUGGCACCGCAUGAAUCCAUUUUUCAUUACUCUGAUGAAAUCCCUAGGCAGCCUGCUGUAUAGAGAGCAAAUUAUUUUGAUCACGGAUCCAGAGGCAUAAGGUGUAUGGCCCUCUUGCUGGAAGGGUCCCAAAGGAACACAGGCAUCAUGUGGCAAGAGACAGGAGGUGCACAAGUGCCCCUCUGCUAGGAGGCCCCCAGGAGUUGAGCAUGAGGGCUGCACCCUGAUGAUGUCAUCUGACCCCAAAAUACCCCACAUCCAAGCACCACAGCCAAAUGGUUUCCAUCAACAUAAAACUUUAGGGACUAAGCUCCUUCCUAAGGUCAGGGAGAAAGCCAUAUCAAACUACAGCGGCAGUACCCAAUGGCAAAACUUCUCUGAGAGCAGGCAGGCAGUUCAAGGACUCUGUGGAAGGAGCAUUUUAACGUCUCGCCUGCCCAGCAGUGGCGACCCAGCUUGGCUCUGGGAGCACCCCUGGAGUCAGGAAGACCUGAAAGGGGUGCCCUUGACCCCCUGCCGUGGCCCAGCCUCCUCCGUGGGAGCCGUGCUGAGUGCUGCUAAAGCCGAAGCAGCCCUGGAUGUCUCAGCCAAACAGGCCUAGGUUCAGCAUGGAAGGCACCCAGCGUGGCCACAGCAGUCCUCCUGGAGGGGCCGUGGUCAGGCCCUCACUGGUGCCUUGCCACGGACAGCAUGGAAAAGGUCAGCGUCUGAUAUUUAGGUUCAGCUUCAGAAAGACCAUGUGGUGGCCCAGGGACAUGAUCUGAUAGGUCCUCCUUGACUUCCUGCCUGUAAUGCUAAGUGGGGAAUCCUUUCACCUCCAGGAUUGAGGCAGGCAAAGGAUCGUAAAACCCAGGAGGGAAAGGAAGAACUGGGUAAGCACACUGAUUAGCCAGAAAUCACUGUUCUCAGGCCUGCAUGUUGCCUGGGCUCACACGCUACCCAGGCUUGCCAGCUGUCACAGAUGAGAUACAGGAUGCCCAGCCACUUUGAAUUUCAGAUGAACUACACAUAAUUUUUGUCAAUAUGUGUCAUGCAAUUCUUAAGGUGUGCUUAUACUAAAAAUUAUUUUGCUAUUUAUGUGAAAUGUAGAGUCCACUGGACAUGCUGUGUUUUAUCUGACAACCACGGCAUCAACCAUGUGCCUGGCACAUACAUGGCCCAUGUCCCACGGUCACCUGCAGGAGUCCUAGCCGACAUCUGAAGCUACCACAUGACAAAGCAAGCCCAAAGCCCCUGUCUCUGAAACACGGGAGUUUAAGGUACUGGGUACAGUCACUACCCCGGAGGAAACUGACACAGAUGUUACUGUUUUCUUGAGUUUUUUUUUUUUUUAAGUUUUAUUUUAUUUAUUUGAAAGGCAGAGUGAGGGGCGAGGGGGAGAUGCAAUCUUGCCAUCUGUUAGUUCACUCCCCAAAUGGCCACAACAGCCAGGGCUGGGCCAGGCUGAAGCCAGGACCCUGGAACUCCAUCCAGGCCUCCCACAUGGGUGCAGGGGCCCAAGCACCUGGGUUUUCUUCUCCUGCUCUCCCAGGUGCAUUAGCAGGGAGUUGGAUCAGAAGUAGAGCAGCAGGGACUCAAACCGGCACCCUGAUAUGAAAUGCAGUCUCCCAGGUGGUGGCUUACCCACAGUGCCACAAUGCAAGCUCCUAACACAAAUUUUAAAUACACAUACACACACACACAAUAUGGAAAACACAACACACAAUGUGGAAUACACAACACACAUACACAGUUCUCAAAGAGUACAUGGAAAAUGGAUGUCAUGAAAAAAAAAAACCAGCAUGGAUUUCAAAAAUAUUGGCCAAAAAGUCACCUUCUUACUCCCUUUUACAACAUUUCUGCAGUCCCCUCACGUACACACCUCGCCACCCAGAAGUCACUUUCCUUGGCCUGUGGCACCCACACACCCAGGCACAGGGCUGCUUCCCAGCCGGCUCCCUGCUCCUCUCUCCCACACUGAACUCCAUCACCUGGCACAAAGCCACGCCUGCAUCCCUAACACUAUGUACCCGCUUACAAACCCCAGUGAGGGUGCACACUGGCAUAAAAGACCCUUCCUGAUCCCCCUGCUCAGUGUGUCCCUGGACAAUGCCCUGGGCUGGGCUGUAGCCGCCAGCCAGUGGGGACCAGCCUGUGGGAUCCAGAAGCUCCAGGCACUGCGUUCAGGAGAACGAGUACAAUCUGGGCGUGGGAAGACGGGGAAGUUGGCCUGGGCCCAGAACGUGCCUUGUGUGUUCUAAGAACUGUGAGAGGCCCACAUGGAAGCAGACGCCCAGACUCAAGGGGGCGUCGGUGUCUUUGUGUCCCGGGUGCUUUCUGAGCCUCAGAUCAUACCAUGGGGAGACUCACCUGGUGGCGCUGUGGGCAUCAGCAACUCAGAAGUUACUUAAACAUGUCUCCGACCUGUGCCUCUAAGUGUCACCGUAAAUGCACUAUGGCAGAUCCUAUGUGAAUCUGUGCGCGCUGUCUCGGCCCCGGGACGAGGCCGCCUGCAGUGUGGACUCCGCCUUUCACUGUCUUGUCCCUCUCCCGGAGGGUUCGGUUCUCUGUGCACAUGGGCUGCUGAGCAGGUCUUAGCUUCUAGCCUUCCCUGGGGCUGCCCCCGACACAGAGAUGCCCCUUCUACCCAUCCUCUGGGGCUCAGGUUUAACAGUGUUGCUUGCUUCCAGAAGUCUUCCUCGAGCCCCUGAUGUGGGCCCGGUGCCCACUGUCAGACAGUCGUGUGGACACCACUUUACCCUGCAUGCAGCAUGCCUGGGGAAUAUCCUUGCAUCUCCCUCUGAGCUGCCAUGGGUCCUCUCUUUGGAGAGAGGCGCCUGUGAACUCCUCUGGUCUCCUCACCACCUCUAGGCUCUCGAGGCCACAGGCCCACACACUGAGGUAUCCAUCAUGCCAAAAGUCCCAGGGCACUCCCAGCUCAGAGUGUCAAAAGCAAAAUCUCUCCUCUUCCCCCACACCUGCUGCUCCCCCUGCCUGGCCUCCGCAUCCACGCUGGGACCUGAGGCACCUGGAGCCACUUCAAACUUCUCUCUCUUCCCAGGCCAGGUGGGCACAAAAUGCUCUCAGAGUUGCCUCCCCUCCACCUUGUGUGCCGUGGCUCUUGUCCUUCUAUGGCCACUGCCCAGCUCCCACUGGGGCGCUGUCCCCUUGGGCUGCACACCCUCCUCAGUCCCGCUCCAGGCCCUUGUGUUCAUUUUCCACCGUCAGUGGCCUAACACAGCCCACGUUCACGAUGGUGCAGCUCAGAGUUCAGUCUGCCGGGUGCAGUCCAGGUGUCUGCAGAGAACCUCCCUGCCCGCGCUGUCCCAGCCUCCAUCCCUCGGCUCACAGGCCCCACGUCUAGCCAACACCUCUGCCUCUUGCCAGCCUUUCCUACUGUGUUGCCUCUGACCUUGUUUGGCCUUGCUCCCGUACUGAGGACGCCAUGAUGAUGUCAGAUCCAUGCAGAGAACAGCAGCAUCUUCCCAUCCCAAGUCACCAGGGCUCGUGUGUCUGCACAGUCCCUUUGCCAUGGCUGGGGCACGCCGAAGGUUCCAGGGCCAGGCUGUGCACACCCGGCGGUGGGGGACAGGUGUCUCUGCCUGCUGCAGCAGCACUGGAGUGCUCUAAGAUGUGUUGCUUCGACUCACCGUCACUCACAGCGACCUGAGGAAUAACAGCCCAAACUCCCCAACAGGGGCCAUCACGCUCUGCCUCCUCGGCGUCUCCUCAGGUUGAUCUUGAGGAUUCCGCCCCUUCCUGUGUUCCCUGCUGUUUUGUCCAUGCAUCUUGAGUGUCAAGUGGCUCUAUGGAAACUGUCGCUAGACCGGGAACCACUGGGGUAUAACUACUCCCUAACUGACAACUACGCCGAUACUCAGCAUACUGAUGGGCUUUUGCCUUGAGAUAUCUACCAGGCACUAAGAAUCCAUAGGAAACAACUACAGUCCUUGGAAAGCGCUAAAGAUCAUAACACUGGCUGGUUCUCGUUAGACUCUGCAGAUGGGACGUCUUGCUCCUUGGCAUGAGCGUGUGAGGCAGGAGCCAUCCCUGCCCCCAGCUCGGGGAGGACAAACCCAAAACAGGGGAGGCUGAGAGUCCACGCACUCCGCGUGUGGAGGCAGGACUGGACCUUGCGCCCCUCCUUUCUGCCUCGAGGUGAGAUGAAGCUGCUGACUGCCUUCAGGCCGGCCUCCUUAGUCACAUCUGGAGGAGACACUGAGAUGGACUUGAGAGGGGAAUUACAGUAAAAGCAGCCACGGGAAGAUGGUGGAGGGAAGCAGAGAGGGUUUUUGCAACUGCCUGUGCAUGCCUGGUUGAACUGAACCACUAAACCCUGCUCACCCCUCAUUACCUGUGUCUGAGGACGGGCAAGAGGCUGAGCUGAUGAACCCUUAAAGAGCAAAGCCUCCAUUUUUAUGCAAAUAGCCAAGAGCAGUAAACCCUGGAGAGAGACUCCAGUGGAAUGUGCAUUACUGAAAGGCCCAGCAAGCCACAGUGUUAUUCAGGAUUAAACUCCUGGCAGCGACAACGUUUUAAAUUUGUGUUUUAAAUUAUUUUUAAAAUGAGAAGAGGUAAUGGCAAAAUAUAACCUUGAAUUUCACUGCUUCAAUAAUGCGUCACUAUCUCGAGAUGACUUAAACAUUCCAUUCUGAAUUACACAUUAUUAGGAAAUAAUACUGCUCCUCCGACGGCAGUACUGAAAGCUGAGGGCCUCUGACUUGAGUACCGUCCUCCAGCUCCACUCACCCUCUUUAGCUUUAGAAAUUCAUGUUGGGAGCCAGUGCUGUGGCGUAGCAGGUAAAACUUCUGCCUGCAGGACCGGCAUCCCCUAUGGGUUCGAAUCCUGGCUGCUCCACUUCUGAUCCAUCUCCCUGCUAAUGUGUCUGGGAAAGCAGUGGAGGAUGGCCCAAGUCCUUGGGCCCCUGCACCAUGUCAGAGACCUGGAAGAAGCUCCUGGCUCCUUUCUGGCUUUGGCCUGGCCCAACACUGCCAGUUACAGUCAUUUGGGGAAUGAACAAGCAGAUGGAAGAUCUUUCUUUCUCUCUCUCUCUCUCUCUCUCUCCUCUCUCUCUCUCUCAACUUUUAAAAAUUAUUUUUAGGCCGGCACCGUGGCUCAAUGGGCUAAUCCUCCACCUUGCGGCGCCGGCACACCGGGUUCUAGUCCCGGUCGGGGCGCCGGAUUCUGUCCCGGUUGCCCCUCUUCCAGGCCAGCUCUCUGCUGUGGCCAGGGAGUGCAGUGGAGGAUGGCCCAAGUGCUUGGGCCCUGCACCCCAUGGGAGACCAGGAGAAACACCUGGCUCCUGCCUUCGGAUCAGCGCGGUGCACCGGCCGCAGUGCGGCCAGCGGCAGCGGCCAUUGGAGGGUUAACCAACAGCAAAAGGAAGAGCUUUCUCUCUGUCUCUCUCUCUCACUGUCCACUCUGCCUGUCAAAAAAAAUAUUUUUAAAGAUUUAUUUAUUUAUUUGUUUGAAAGGCAGAGUCACAGAAAGGCAAAGGCAGAGAGAGAGAGAGGUCUUUCAUACGUUGGUUUGCUCCCAAAUGGCCACAAUGGCCAGAGCUGGGCCAAUCCGAAUCCAGGAGCCUAGAGUUUCUUCCAGGUCUCCCAUGCAGGUGCAGGGUCCCAAGGACUUGAGCCAUCCUCUACUGCUUUCCCAGGACAGCAGAGCUGGGUCGGAAUUGGAGCAGCUGGAACUCGAACCGGCACCCACGUGGGAUGCCAGCACCUCAGGCAGCAGCUUUACCUGCCAUGCCACAGCGUGGGCCCAGAUACAACAUUUUAACAUCUAAUUAAAAGUUGCAUCUGUUUGGCAUUCCAUGGUUGUAAAAAUGUUAUUAUUUUUAGCUAAAAUGAAGGAAAUUGAUGGACUCUCAAAGGAAAAGUUAUCCUAUCCUUAUUAUAGUGGCACUUACGCAGUUAGAAACAGCAGCAAGUGGUGUGUCAUGUUUAUGUGAAGAGCACUGGACUGGGUCCCUGGCUAUGGACAUGAGUCCUGGUGCCAUGUCCCCUAAUUUGUUUUUCUACCUUCAUCAGAGAUUGUGUUAAGUAUUCAAUAGGACAAGCAUUCUGCUAAGUUCCUUCUAGAUAGUAUCUCAUUUACUCUUAACAAGAUCAUGAAUGAAGUCAACCAAACUAUUAUCCUAUCUAGAUUCUCUGCACGCUGGGGCACUGAAGGGCCUCCAGGGUCGCUCUGGCAGUGGAGUGCCAAGGGACGCCUUCCUCUCAUGCCUGCUGAUUGUCUUGGAAGAGCCCGGGGUGAUGAUCCUAGCAUGUGUGGACGCUCUUGGCUCUUUCCCCUCCAUCUCCUUCCAGUGGCCCCCGACGCUGCUACGUUUCCAACACUGCGCCUUCUUCCUCUACUGCUUCCUUGAUGGCAGCACAGGGCCUGCCCACACCUGACCAGCCCCUCUCACCGGGAGGCUGGCUCUCAUCCGGGCGGGGGUGGGGAGGGUCUGUUAACCUUCUCCCUCUCUUUAAUUUUUCCCUUCAGUUACUUUAUUUGUUUAUUUACUUGACAGAUAGAGUUAGACAGUGAGAGAGAGAGACAGAGAGAAAGGUCUUCCUUCUGUUAGUUCACUCCCCAAUGGCUGCUAUGGCCGGAGCUGCGCCGAUCCGAAGUCAGGAGCCAGGUGCUUCUCCUGGUCUCCCAUGGGGUGCAGGGGCCCAAGCACUUGGGCCAUCCUCCACUGCACUCCCAGGCCACAGCAGAGAGCUAGACUGGAAGAGGAGCAACCGAGACUAGAACCCGGCGCCCAUAUGGGAUGCCAGCACUGCAGGCCGAGGAUUAACCAAGUAAGCCACGGCGCCGGCACCCUUCAGUUACUUUUGCCAUGUACCUAAGAACAGUUAUUAGAUUGAGACCCCCCGAAUCAAACAAAUGUCUCUGCAUGCAUCUAUCCUCUGUCAAGUUCAAGACAUGGGCUUGUUGUCACCUCUGUAUUUUUGGGACUCUGUGGUUUGAGAAUAUUGCUUGAUUUUGACAGAGCUGAUGCUUCCAGGAAAUUCAUAGGAUUCUGCAGCCACUGGAGUCCCCAGGAAACUGUGGUAGCUAACCCAUCCGCUUGGAAGCUGUUACACAGACAAUGUCACAGUGCCCCCCUCUCUGUAUCCUCUCUGGACCUCAAGAUGUCUCCACCUGUGUUUCAUUCAAGGAUAUUUCAUUUACUGCAGAGUCAGCGCAAACACAUUCAUGUCCCUUUCCAUGCAGAGUCUCACAAUUCACCAAGACUUAGGUGAAUAAUUACCUUUUUCCUUUUCAUGUACCAUACUCACUGAAAGGUAUUAAUAACUGAUGUGUCUUUUUGACUAAACUUUAACAAAGCAGCUGGUUUAUAGAAACUUAAAUUACAAUGUGCACAGUAUUGACAUCGUGGAAGGAAAGUUAGGCAUUUUAGUAAUUAAGUUAAACAGUUGUUUUGCCCCACAACUCAAUAUUCCUUUCAAUUUCCCAACCCCAAUUCAGAAUUACUGAACCUGAACUUGCUGAGAACAUACACACUUAGCUGAAUACCACCCCCUCCGCUGAAUGUGGGGGGAACAAAAUUUCUCUUCUCGGAGGAGUUCCUACUACACACUUUGGUUUUGUUUUUCUUCCCUCCUCAGCUACCAUAUUGAGCACUGACUAUCUUGGGCCUUCUCCUAGUCUCUUUCUGACUAUCACUGUGUUCGCUCACAAGCACUGUGACAUGGCAGGCCACUGAAGGUCACAGUUAGGACACCGCAGAUCCAGGGUUCCGACGUGCGAGUCAGCUCACAUGGCGUCUGCUCCGUCAGGAAGGUGCUGCACAUCACUUCAUCAGCAUCCUGUGCAUUUGCCUCUCCAUUGCGUCCCAGACCCCAGUGAAAUCCCCUAGUCAGGAGCUCAGGGUCUGGUCGUUCUUUUUCUUUCUCUUUUCUUUAAUGAGUUUUCUCAGUUCUUUUUUUGAAAAAGAUGUAUUUAUUUGAAAGACGAGUUACAGAGAGAGGUGGAGACAGAGAGAGAGAGAGUCUGGAGCUGGGCCAAUCCAAAGCCAGAAGCCAGAAGCUUCUUCUGGUCUGCCACUUGGGUGCAGGAGCCCAAGGACUUGGGCCAUCUUCUGCUGUUUUCCCAAGCUCAUUAGCAGGGAGCUGGAUCAGAAGAGGAGCAGCUGGAACUCGAAGCGGCACUCACAUAGGAUGCUGGCGCUGCAGGCCAGGGCUUUAACCUGCUGUGCCACAGUGCAGUACCUAGUCUGGUUGCUCUUUACUGACCCUACCUUGUAGUUUCUCCUGCAUCUGAAUCCUCUCCAUCAGCAGGACUGAUCUUUUUAUCACCCUAAGACACGCCAUAUUUGCAUUCUUCUCGUGGAAGUCUUACUUAGGAUUAUUCAUUUUCAAAGUUUUAUGAAAUAUUUGUAUCAUUUCUUGGUUUCCUUUUGGGUUUGGGUCUCACACCCCGCCAACUGUCACAUCAGAUUUCAUGCACUCCCUUCUAGAACAUUCCAUUGGGGGGCAUGUAGAUAUACUCAUUUAUCCAACAACUGAGUGCAUUCCUUUCUAUGGCUCUAACAUAUGCAACUGGUUCUCUCUUGAUGGACAUUAGGUUAUUUCAAGGCUUUUAAAACAAUUUCAUGUGUCAUGUUUUGUGUGCUUGUGUGAACAUGUCUGAACAAUGCAUUCACAAGAAUAGAACGUACAUGUUUCAUUUUUAGGCUGAUACUGAACUUGACCCCUUUCAUCCUCCCGAAGUCUAAGAAACUUUGGCACAGUCCACAUCUUCUUCUUAGCAUUGAGUAUGUUGGCUUCUGGAGUUGGGAGUGGGCUGUUCCUUGGCUCUGUGGCUACCUGGACCCAAUAGCAGUUAUUAUAUCGUGCAUGGACUCUCAAAAUCCCAGGCCAGUUGUUUAGAAUUUAGGAAAGGAUGAAAUCUGUAAACAUGCCUUUGGUUUAGCCAUGAUAGUAUGGCAGAGGCCUCCCCACGGUUAGAAAGAAAAAAAAAAACACUUAUCCUGGAAAUGAAAUGUGGUCAUUAUCUGCUGGCCUGCAAAUGUUUCAUUUGUAGCUGUUCCAGCUUCUGCUUGUUAGCAGGGAGUGAUGGUGUUAACCCCUGCCAGACAGCAUACAGCUCAGUACGUGUGUGGAAGAAAUAUUAGGUGCAUGAAGAAAAACUAGUUAAACGUUAUCAGUAACUAUUACACAGAGGCAGUAGUGUAUCAAUUCCCAUAGCCGCCAUGUAACAUUGGAAUAUCCGAUCAAAUGCACUCAUAUAGCUAUUUAAGGGAGAUAAAGAAGCUAAAACCAUAUAUAAGGAAAUAUCUCUCUUUGGGGCUCAGACUUUUGGAUAAAAAUCCAAGUGGGCCUUAUGCUGGCAUAAUAAUAAUAAUAAAAAUAAAGAGUGUUUCCUGGCCUUGGUUCAUGAAUCCCACUACAAUAGUAGUAUUUUCUCAAGUGGAUUUGCAUGAAAUCUCAAGUAAGUCUAGAUGUUUUCAUGCAACAGGCCUAACGUGCACACUUGGUCAGAGGGGUCAAAUGCUGCUUACCAGGGGAAAUGCGUGUCUUCAUCAGCAGGAACGUCCAUCAGUUAGGGUCUGGGACUGCUGGGCCACAGCCUGAAGGACAGCUAGCAGCCACCAGCCAGCUGCUGGGGCCAGGCCAGCUGGGAGAGCCACAGGAGCCCAUUCACCCAGCACUGGGCAGGUGGUGACCUCCAAGAGGACCAUCCUGUUGGGUGGGAUGUGGUCCAGGAGCGGCAGGUGCAGGUGACCUUGGAACUCAGUCGUCAUUAUCUACAUGGCUUCCAGUCCCGUCAAACCCUAGUAGAACCAUGGUUCUCCGCCGUGGCUGCAUCUGAAAUCACAUGGGAAGAUUUAUAAGUUCUGAUGCUGAUUUCUGUUUCCCUUGGCUGUGCAGUAACCCCAGUCCCACUCCGAUGCCUCUAAAUGAUCUGAGUCGCAUGUGGAACACGGGCUUUUCAGCUCUCAUUUGGUUCUGCUAGUUUCUUCCUCUCCUGCUCUCCCUGAUCCCAUGGGAGAAUAAAUUUGGACUCAGCCCAUGCAGGUUACCCGUAUGACCAGUGCCUGCCUGAGAAGGACCCCAAUCCACGCUGUCAGUCGGUGCUCUGGCCCCAUCUUGCCUCCUGCAGAUCCAGGGGUGCGGUCUGAGCACAGUCUGGGGCAUGGGCGUUCUGAGAAGCUGCCCAGGUAGGGCCAUCCUGCAGCCUCCCCUAGAACAAGCACAGUAGGACGACAGCCAGGCAAGGUCAGCUAGAUCUGGUCCCCAGAGCUGAGCACCAAAACAGACCCUGGCCGUGUCCAAGCCAAACCCUGACACUGGAGUCACAGACAAAGGGCAGCUGCAGAGCCUGGGUGACCUGGCAGGGCUGACGAGGGCUGGCGAGGGCUGCCCCGUGUGGGAAGAAGGGCACCUGCAGGACUCAGCAGAGACCUCGCAGUAAGAGCAGCUCCAGUUCUCCCGAGCCCAGCGGCUGACGGGAUCCUGACCUGACCAGGUUUCACUAGGAAACGAGGGCGGCUCUGCCUGCAGGUGGAGGGUAUCCAGAACUCCAGCAGGGAGGGACUGGAGGAAGUUAAACCUGAUUUCUUUCCAGGUAAUUGGCUGCGUGCUGGGUACACAGGCCAAGAUGCAGCGAUCCACUCCCACCUGGGGCCCCCAGGCAUCUCCACACCUACCUGCCAAGGCCACUGCUUUGCAUCAGCCCCUGUUCUGAGCCAGAUUUCAGUUCUGAGGAUUUUAAUAGUACAAGAAGUAUUAUUGUCCAUAUUUUAUACGCCUUUGUUCUUACACCUAACUUUAUAAUUGUAUCUUAUAAACUUAGAAAUGGUCUGUGAGUGGUUUCAGAAAGUUUUAGUGGCAUAUGAAAUACUAAAAUUUAUAAGAGAGUUUAUACCAAAACAGAUUUAGACUUCAGACUGAAUUCCUUUUGGUGUGAGUUGUAAAUUUUAUUGUCAAUACAAAGGUUGAUAAAUAAUCACAAAGAUCCAUUUUCAAGGACAAAAAGAAUUUACAGGUCUCGGUUAUUAUUUUAAAUCUAUGAAUACUAUAUUUUAGAGGCAAAUAGAUGUUUUGGUUCAUUAUUUAAGUUGCCAUGAACCAAAGAGCGUUCUUUCUCAGAUAAGCAAAAUUGCUUAGACAUUAUUUCAGAUUUCCAUUUCUUAUUUUUCUGUUCUUACAUGUAACUGUGAAGUUCUACAAAUUUCCACUCUUUUAAAGAAAAAGGUUUGGCUUUUUAAAAAAAUGUGUAAAAUACUUGUUUUUGAGAACAGCAAGGCCAUAUGGGAGGGAGGUGAUUGGGAGGUAGAAGUGGGUCAGAAUCCAUAACAAAACAGUAUUUGUUUCUGUCCUCCCUGCUUUGCAAUAACCCUAAUCCUCCUCACAUUCCUGCAGAUAUCCGCACUGCGGUCUUUCAGCUCCCAUUCAGUCUCGGCCUCUCUCCUGCCCCGCCCCUCUGAGCAGGCCUGUGGCAUCCUCGCCCCACUUACACCCUGGGCAGCUGGCCUGCUCCCCAGUCCACGCAGUCAGUGUGAAUUUUCUCCUGAGUCUGGACAAGACUGCUUUGACUUCCUGUCCAGCCUCCACGUCACUUGGACUCUGGAAGCGAUCCCAAGGGGGCCCCUGGCUCCAAGGCCCCUGGCCUUGGGUUAGGAUAUGGUGUAGGGGAGAAGGCAGAGUUACCCCCAAGAUCUCUUUGAGCCACUCAUUACUCCAGGAGCCCCAGGACUGACGGCAAAACCCUCAGAUAACAAGUGUGCACUGCUCAAAUCUUCACAUCUCAGGCUCGGCACUGGGCUUUGGGACCUGAGACCCAAACUGGAGCCCCGUCACACUUGGAGCCCAGGCCGCACAGCUUGGAGGCGGAAGCCUAGACUUAGAGCCCAGUUAUGAAGGAUAGUGAGUGGCCUCAGACAGUCCCUUAAUGGUCUGAGGCUUGUGGUCUUAACACACUUUCAUGGUAGAAUGCCUGUGGCACUUGGGUGGAGGAAUACACGCCCAGGGUAUGCAUGUAUGUCCCUGUGCAUGUAAACUGUGAAGUGCUGGGCAGGGGUGUGCCAUUGUGGCUUUUUUUUUUACGAUUUACUUAUUUAUUUGAAAGGUGAAGUUACAGAGAGGGAGAGACAGUGUGCGUAUGUAUGAGAGAGAGAGAGAGAGAGAGAGAGAGCUUCCAUCUGUUGGUUCACUCCCCAGAGGGCUGCGCCAGGCAGAAGCCAGGAGCCAAGAGCUCCCUCAGGGUCUCCAAGGUAGAUGGCAGGGGCCCAAGCACCUGGGCCAUCCUCCACUGCUUUCCCAGGCUAUUAGCAGGGAGCUGGCUUGGAAGAGGAGCAGCCGGGAUUCCUAUCAGUGUCCAUAUGGGAUGCCUGGGCUGCAGGCCAUGGCUUUACCGGCUGCCCCACAACACUGGCUCCUACUGUUGUGGCUUUAAAAGAAGUUGGAUGCCAAAGGCAUGUGUUGAGCCUCCCCUAGCAGGCUAGGAUCUAAGAGACUUUAACCAAAGGAGUAAGACCUCCUCUCUGUCUCAAGGGGCAGCCAUCUACCAGAGCCUACAUGGUGCCUGUUCAGAAAAGUGGAUGGUUUGGUAGUCCUGGGUGUGGACAGGGGCUGGCACCGGGCCGGGGGUGGGCGGGAUGCAGUGGCUGUGUAGAGGCCGAGGAGUGGCCCCCAACUUCAGCAGGGAGUGCCUCAGCCCCUCACCUCGCCCGCCGCGCCAAGGCCUGGGCGCUGCCAGGAGGACAAAGAGGCCAUUGCGGGGAGAGAGCCCAUUCCCCAGAGCACGGCCGGGCCGCCUCGCCAGGGACAGAGCAGCACGGGAAACGCCGGCCUGGCUCGCUAGGAAAGGGCUUGGUUUCCCUCACGGGAGGCUUCCAUCAGCUGUGCGACGCGCUCUCCAGAGUCCACCAAAGGCGCCUUUGGGGCGAGGCGGGUGCGUCCUGGGUACCAGGGCGGUGGGCGACGGCCGCUGCCCAGCACCUGCCAGCGAGUGUGGUGCUCAGCUCCUCCGCAUCUGCCGGGACAACACCGCGCUGUCUCCUCCCGCCGCUCCCUCGCGACUGUUUUGCUUGUUCCAUUUGCCCUGCACGACAACUGAAAAAAAAAAUGUAGAUGAGAAUCAACCCUUUAUUCCAACAGCAGUGAAAGAAUUAUUUUGUUAAUUGGUGUAUUGAUAUCCCAAGAACUGCUUACUGUGCCAAGUUAUUAAGGAUAAGUAGACGAGAGGCAGAUUAAACUUUGAAUCACCUGUUCCUCUGGGCAAAACACAUAAACCAAACUGACUGCAGCCAAAUGUCAUAUUAUUUACAUGGCGCGCACAAUUUAUUUUCCUAAAAAUGUGCUCAACAAAAGACUCAAAUUUGCUCUUAAGCAUAUAAUGGGUCCCACUUAAUAGUGGAGCUCUCUGAUGUGCCCUUCUGUAUAAUUAAAUCAUAUGGGAAAAUGUCACAAAACAAAAUAAAAUGUAUUUAUUUCAGCCGUAUCUUCCCACAGCAUGACAUGAAGUCUGAAAAAAGAAUCACUAAGCAUUUUUAUGCCAUCUGUGCUGGUAGGAGACGCGUUUACCAAGCAUGUCACUGUAAAAUAUUUCCUUUUGAAUUAAGCAUGGUCUGCUUAUUACUAUGUAGUGGCUGGCUGAAUGGGUGCAGAAGUGGGCAGAAUCCUGCGCCGGUCACAGGAAUCCUUCUUCUCCUACGUACCACCACUGGUCCCCUAUCAUGCCUUUCACUGAAUUUCAAGAAAUGCAAAACAGAGGAACCAUUUAAAAAUUAGAUCCAUGUUAAGUUCCCCAUGCUGCUUCAUCCAAGCAAAGUUCUGGCAAUACUUUCCAAUCAUAGCUUCUCGGGAGCAGGAUGUGACAAGCUGGACAAGAGCGCAGGUGGACCCGAGAAUCCCCGUGGCAGGAGCGCAGCCUGUGUGUCCGCGACGUCUGGACAGCAGCGGCUCAGUCCGCUCUCCCAGCGAGCCACUCUCCCACUGGGGGCUAACGCCAUCCAAGUAGCGACAUGAAAGUCAUGAAUUCUUACAGGAAGUUGUGUUUCCUGCAUCCACUUUACACUUUGUCUAGCAGAUGUGCAAAUCCUCGUAAGGUUUUCAGAGGACAACUUGAUUGGCCCAGAGGAACAGCAGCAGGUUCCAGCUUACACACACCUUUGAGUUUGUGUUCAAAGCCGAUGUCCUUUGUGAGACAGCUAUAAAUGAUCGAGUGUAACGUGGUGUACGAUGAAAAUAUAACUGCUCUGAGUCCUGCUAACUGUGAACCUUCCCAAGUCAGUGACGUCUUAAAGCCUUCAAACCCAGCUAAAUUAGAAUAUGAUUUACCUAAACGUAAGUUAACAAGGAUUCUACCAUUUUGAUCAUGACUAUACAGAAAAGCUAUGAUUUUUCUACAGUAGAAGAAUCAUAAAUUAUACAGUUUAUCAUAAAAUCAAGGGCUAGCUCACUUAAUAAGUGAUCUUGCUUCCCCUCGAAACUAAACAGAUUUCAAGUUCCAUGAAGUUUUUUGGUGUGUGUGUGGGGGGGGUGCUUUUGUUUAUUUUUAUGUAUUUGAAAGGCAGAGCAACAGAGAGAGAGGACAGUAAUAUCACCCAUCCACUCUCGUGCUCCCCCCAAAGCCCGCAACAGUGAGGGUUGGGCCAGCCCACCCAGGAACCUAGAGCUCCAGCCGGUCUCCCACACGGGUGGCAGGGACUCCAGCAUGGUUUCCAUCAUGCUGCCUCCAUGUGCAUUUUAGCAGGAAGCUGGAUCGAAAGAAGCGGGAGUGGAUAUCCCAAAUACUGAGGCCUAAGCUGCUGUGCUGCCAUGCCCCACGCCCAUAGAGUUUUUGAAGUCCCACUGCCUUAACAGCCAACCCACCAGUUCCCUGAAGCUGUUUCUGACAAUGAAAAUGCAUGUGAAAGUGAUUUGUAAACGAUUACAUGAGACACAAAACCUUGUUGUUGUCAUUAAUAGUAUUAUAAGCGGCGAAAUUGUGGCAGCUACUUUUUUCAGUAUUGAUCGCGUGGGUUCCCAGCUGAACAUAAUACUUUUUCCUAUGGCAUUCAUUUUAUCCACUGAAUGUUUCAUUUUAACACUCUUUUGUGCACUGCCUUUGAACUUGAUCUUGAACACUUUCUGUCCGUGGCUUAUCCCUUCCAGUGACUGGGGGUCAAGAUCCUCAUCAGAGAGGUUGGAAGUUUCCCACAGGGAAUCAGAGUGGGCACUGCAGCAAACAUCCAUUAAAGCUUUGAAGGAAUUCUGCUUUCACUCCACUCUAACUUUUAAAGAGAAAAUUAGUUUGACCACAAUUAAUUUAAAAUAUUGCUUUUGUGUAGCCUGGCUGCAGUUUCCCAUCAUUUCAAGGGUCUCUGAUACUGACUGGCAUUUUCAAUCUAAUGAAAGGGAAGACCACCUUUAUUGAUACAACAAAUGACUCCACUUCCCAGUUCUGACUUCUGUCCCUGUGACCUCUGGCUUAUCCCUCUGUGUGCUAUGGGUCAGGGCCCGUAUCGCAGAGGCUCCAAGUACCCCAGGGAGAGCGCUGGCCACCUACACUGAAUAUUUUUAAAGGAGAAUCUUUGAAGAAUUAAAUAUUUACAGCUGUAUAUUCCCUUCCAGCUUCUAUGUGUUACCAGGGGUUGUGCUGUGUUGUAAUAGUAUAGCAGAAAAUAUGGAUUUACUUUCAGUCCAAAAGUUUGGAAGUUAAUACUCUGAUUUUACCAGCUGUGAAAGAUGUCGAUAUUUGAAGAAAAGCUGCCAGAACUAAAGCUAAUGCAAUCCAAUAGCACAUGUGCUAAUUUAUGUUUCUUUCAAAACCCAGAAGGCCAGAGAGGUCUGCACGGUCCCAAUUUUGUUGUUUGGUGUCAGUUUUCCCUAAGUGUUCUGCAGAAACUUCUUUUAACCAAAUUACCAUGGGAAACCAAAAAUGGAAAGCACUAAUGAUUUAAAUGAACGUUUAAUUCCAGUUGCACUUUAAAAAAAUUAUUGAUUUCAAAAGCAGAGUUAAAGAGGGAGAAACAGAGAGAGAAAGAUCUUCCACUCACUGUUUGACUCCCUAGAUGGCUACAAUGGCCUGGGCUGGGCCAGACCAAAGCCAAAAGGCAGGAGCUUCUUCCAGGUCUCCCACGUGGGUGCAGGGGCCCAAGGGGACUGGCUUCGGCUGCUUUCCCAGGUGUGUUAGUAGGGACUUGGACCAGAAGUAGAGCAGCGCGAAUCCCAUAUGAGAUGCUGGCUUUGCAGGCCCAGCGGC